AUGCCGAUUUUCAACGACUGGGACUUUCCUUUACUCCCUUCUGAGGAGCAAAGGCGGAGGCUCCUUGCGCAUGAAGCUGCGGCGGCAUCACCCUCGAAAAAACAAAACUCGCAUGCGACAAUCAAAGACUUACCUGACGAGCUCAUCCUUGAGAUACUGGAGUACUUGUCAGAUACGGAAACCCACAAAAGAAAGAUUUCAAAUGCUCUGAGUUUGGCAUGCACGAGCCGUCGUUUUUACCGCAUUGCAAUCACAGAGGCUUAUGCGCUGUUCGACCCACGCUACUGCAACGCCUACCUGUUCCUCCGCACCUUGAUAUCGAAUCCGCAACUGGCCGCACUCGUACAGCACGUGAAGAGAAAUACCUUGGAGGACAAAUAUAAUCCGCGAUACGAACCAACAGCGCAGGACAAGAGGGUGAUCAAAAAGGCUGUGCAGGCCCUCGAAAUCCGCUAUUGGAGAAAAUGGGUAGACAAAUGCAACAACGACCCUGGAAGUUACGAAGUACUGACGGGCAUAAUCCUACUAUAUUUACCGAAUGUACAGACCAUCACGUAUACUGGCUAUGAUCGGUCCAAGUCUCUCGCGAACGCUCCCGACUGGUCAUUCUUUAUGAACGAAGCACUCGGUUGCGAAAAUGGGAAAAUCCAUCACUUUGAAAAUCUACAAGAAGUCACAGUCCAUGCAUUUGACUUGCAAUUGUUUACUCUCGCGCCUUUGUUCAGGUUUCAAUCAUUGCGCAUGCUACGGUUAAUAGGAAUCGCGGAGUUCCACUCUUCCCGUCGAGGAGAGAGCAAUGCUCGGACGCUUCGAGGAAUGAUAGACAAAAGGGAAAAUAAUAUCGAGACACUUUCUCUAAACGACUAUUUUUACACUAAAAGCUGUUUGGAUUUCUUAAUCUCAACUUCACGGCAUUUGAAGGCUUUUGAAUAUGCCAUAUCUGUGGACAUAGUACCGUGGUUCAAUGGAUCGCCCGUAUCUAUUCUUCGUAAGCUAGCCAAGAGUCUACGGCCUCAUCAGAAAUCGCUAGAAACUCUUACGGUUUACUGCGAGAUGGAAAUAGAAAGGAAAACGCCUGGCCGACUUCACAACCACAGCGGCCUAACCGAGUUUACAUCGUUGAAAGAACUCAGUUGCCCUUUGGGUACACUGGUAGCGGAAUAUGGUAAAGAGUUUAUAAAUGGACUACCGUUGUCGCUUGAGUCAUUCCGAACGCGUAUCCGAGCUGACCCAGAAGACCGCAACCACCUUCGUUCAUUAAAACACCUGUUGGCCAGCAGUGCGACUCAUACACCUAAGUUGCGUGAGGUUCGAGUGUUGUUACUACACUCUGACAAGAGACUUCUUGAGACACGUCUUUGGAAGCACCUUACUGAACUGGCUCGUGGCGCGGGGAUUAGCUUCGAGUAUGAUUUGGUAGAGGAUGACUUCUAUGGCGGAUAUACAGACGAUGAGAACACGUUUGGUUCCUCGGACGAGAUGAACAUAGACAGUGAUGAGUUCAACAAUGAGUCGGAUGAUGAUAGUGAAGAGGAUGAUUGCAGCAGUGACGAGUUUGAAGACUAUGAAGAUUUUGGUGGAAUUGACGGGUAUGGUGGAUAG
Messenger RNA from Bipolaris victoriae FI3, 1602 nucleotides. RefSeq lists its product as hypothetical. The coding region runs from base 1 to 1602 and encodes 533 amino acids. NCBI's taxonomy places the organism in Eukaryota, Fungi, Ascomycota, Dothideomycetes, Pleosporales, Pleosporaceae. The record is from RefSeq and is a predicted model, not a curated record. Gene Ontology annotation, molecular function: protein binding. The transcript has a single exon.